AUGGCCAGUGAGUCUCAAGCCAUGGCAACUGCCAUAGGUCAAGCAAGUCCACUUCCUUCCUUACUUUUAGACUUCGUUCUUUAUGUUCCUGUCCCUAUCUCCCAUUCAUCUUCCUCCAUAGCUCCACCGCCUACAGUUCCAGUUGCAGUUCCACUAACUAUAGGUCCAGUGCCACCACCUAGUCCAGUUCCACCAACUAUAGCUCCAGUGCCACCACCUAGUCCAGUUCAACCUUCUACAACUCCACCACUCCUGACUUAUCAUCAUCGUCCGCCCCCAUCAUCAGGCCCAGCUAAUUCACGUCCUACACCUGACCCUGCUAAUACUACGGACUUGUCUCCUCUUAAUCAACCGAUUGCACUACGAAAGAUCCAGGUACUUCUGGGCAUGGCGGUUGCUAUUUGGAGUUUCAUCUACUUGGAGACUUUUGAGCCACCAGUACCACCAGCUAGGUCAGCGAGAGGACAGGGCUGCAGUAGAGACCAAGGAGUAGCUCGUACAACAGUUAGAGAAGCACCUAUUGAUCCACCAGUUGCUCCAGCUUAG
Messenger RNA from Nicotiana tabacum (common tobacco), 546 nucleotides. The record is from RefSeq and is a predicted model, not a curated record. NCBI's taxonomy places the organism in Eukaryota, Viridiplantae, Streptophyta, Magnoliopsida, Solanales, Solanaceae.